Messenger RNA from Arvicola amphibius (Eurasian water vole), 4623 nucleotides. It is a transcript of the gene Kbtbd3, whose product is annotated as kelch repeat and BTB domain containing 3. The record is from RefSeq and is a predicted model, not a curated record. The transcript has 5 exons. Lineage: Eukaryota; Metazoa; Chordata; Mammalia; Rodentia; Cricetidae. Gene Ontology annotation, molecular function: protein binding. The coding region runs from base 541 to 2361 and encodes 606 amino acids.
AACUACUACCACCUAGUUGACUCAUAUUACAAAGUUUGGCUACAGUAUGAAGUACAUUCCUGUAUGAAUACAUGGAGGUACAGCUUUAAUAUUUUAUUAAGCAAGUAUUGUUUUUUACAUCUGAUCAUAAACCCUGUUUGAUGUGUUUUUUUAAUUUUUAUUUUCAGGACAGGAAUUAUCACACAGUAAUAGAAAAGUAAGCAUGGGGGUACAUCCCCGCGAAGGAGAGAUAAACAAAGAAGCUAUAUGGAAUUGAAUCAGCCUUUGAUAGCCUGAUUAUUAUUUCCUGACCCUAUUAGGACAAGCUCUUGAUUAAAGAAAAUAUGACUAUCAGACACAUGGCUGCCUCCACCCAAAUGAGGGGAGAACAGGUACCUCUACCUCCAAGAGUGCCAGAGAAGUACCAGAUGCUCAAUGGUCACUUCCUCAGAUUGGGAAAUGUUUACACCAACCAAAGGGGAAACUUAUGUAUUUGCCACUGGUGAAUGGGAUUCCAAGAGAUUGGUGAGCCUGAAGUUCUAAGAACAGGUGGAAUUGGAUAUGGCUAAUUCAUAUGAUUUCAAUGAACAAAACUCAUGGAAUGGAAUCUCAUCUGAAAAGAAGAAUUUCCUUGCAUCAGAAGAUCAUGGACAGAAAAUAUUAAGUGUACUACAGAGUUUUAGAGAACAGAAUAUCUUUUAUGAUUUCAAAAUAGUCGUGAAAGAAGAAAUAAUCCCAUGUCAUCGGUGUGUGUUGGCGGCUUGUAGUGACUUUUUCAGGGCUAUGUUUGAAGUAAAGAUGAAAGAAAGAGAUGAUGGAUGUGUUACCAUUACUAACUUGUCCUCCAAAGCAAUAAAGGCAUUUCUUGACUAUGCCUAUACCGGAAAAGCAAGAAUAACAGAUGAUAAUGUAGAAAUGUUUUUUCAGUUAUCAUCCUUUCUUCAGGUUCCCUUUUUGUCAAAAGCUUGCAGUGACUUUUUAAUAAAAAGCAUCAGUCUCGUCAAUUGUUUGCACUUGUUAUCUCUAUCAGACAGCUAUGGCUCUACACAUUUGUUUAAUCAUGUUUUAUGCUUUGUACAGCAUCACUUUCAUUUGUUAUUUAAAUCCAGAGAGUUUUUAGAGAUGAAUUUUGGAGUGCUGCAGAAGUGUCUGGAGUCAGAUGAGUUAAAUGUGCCAGAAGAAGGAAUGGUCUUGAAGGUUGUCAUUACAUGGAUCAAAUACAACUUAGAGUCCAGGCAAAAGCACCUGCCUCACUUGAUUACAAAAGUAAGGCUACAUCAGUUAUCCGAGGACACACUUCAAGACUAUCUGCUCAAUGAGGAGUGUUUACUCAAAAGCACAAACUGUUUUGAUAUAAUUGUGGAUGCCAUUAAGUGUGUGCAAGUUUCUAGUGGCCUCUUCGCUGAUGCUCGACCAUCCACAACUGAAAAAUAUAUAUUCAUCCAUAAAACUGAGGAAAAUGGAGAAAAUCAACAUACAUUUUGCUAUAACAUUAAAACUGACUCAUGGAAAAUACUGCCACAAUCACAUCUGAUUGAUUUGCCAGGAUCUAGUCUGUCUAGCUAUGGAGAGAAAAUAUUCUUGAUGGGUGGCUGCAAAGGGAAGUGCUGUAGGAAGAUUCGACUUCAUAUUGCUGAGUCUUAUCAUGAUGCCACUGACCAGACCUGGUGCUACUGUCCAGUCAAAAAUGAGUUUUUCUUGGUUUCAACCAUGAAAACCCCAAGAACCAUGCAUACAUCGGUCAUGGCUGUCAGUCGAUUAUUUGUUAUAGGUGGAAAGACUAGAGGAUCCCAGGACAUUAAGAGUCUCUUAGAUGUUGAAUCUUUUGAUCCACUAUCCAAAGAAUGGAUAUCAGUUAGCCCUUUACCAAGAGGUAUCUAUUACCCAGAAGCCAGUGCAUGCCAGAAUGUCAUUUAUGUUCUUGGAUCCGAGGUAGAGAUUGCAGAUGCUUUUAACCCAUCACUUGAUUGUUUUUUUAAAUACAAUGCUACAACUGACCAGUGGUCUGAACUAGUAGCAGAGUUUGGACAGUUCUUUCAUGCUACUUUAAUUAAAGCUGUCUCAGUAAACUGCACUCUGUAUAUAUGUGACCUGUCCACCUAUAAGGUAUACAGUUUUUGUCCUGAUACUUGUGUUUGGAAAGGAGAGGGCUCUUUUGAAUGUGCAGGCUUUAAUGCAGGUGCGAUUGGGAUUGAGGAUAAGAUUUACAUAUUAGGUGGGGAUUAUGCACCGGAUGAGAUCACAGAUGAAGUGCAAGUUUACCACAGCAGCCAGUCAGAGUGGGAAGAGGUGUCACCAAUGCCAAGAGCCUUAACUGAAUUUUACUGCCAAGUUAUUCAGUUCAACAAAUAUAGGGACCCAUGGUUUUCUAAUCAUUUCUAAAAGUAAUAUUUGCUUGAGUAGUCUAAAAUGAUGCCUAGGAGAAUUAGUAAAACAUUAUAUCAGCACAAUAAAAUAUUCCUUCUAUUGAAAAAUGACUAUAGGUAUAUGGUGUCUAUAAGUGGACAAUUUCCAGAAAAUUAUAAUAUAAAGUAUAUUUUACCAAAGUUACAUUGAAUGUGAAUAGUUCAGAAUACUUAGUAUUUUCUUAUGUAAAUAAAAAUCACAGGUUUAGGUAAAAGUUGGCAAAGAAAAGUCAGUGUUCAUAAAUGUUCAUGGAGAAUUAUUUUUGUAUAUAUCCAGUAGCUUCAGUACAAUUUCAGGAUUUAAUUAGUAGCUUACCAUUUUCCUGCCAUGGGUUCUAAUCAUAAAGCACCAUGUUGUUUUACUACUUUAGUAAAUUCUAAGUGAAUCACUCGAAAAAUUACAGGAUUUCUGAUAUCAGUAGUUUAAAAAUCUAUGUCUUUGUCAACUUUAACCAGAGCAUGACCAUCCUUGUUCCUGAGCAAGGUCAUUCUGUUGCAAGAGGCAUGCUUGUUUAAUUGCUCUAAGAGAUACUGCCAAUUUAGAUUUUAAGAUACCUGAUUCAUAUCUCAGGCAUUAUGUAGAUCACACAACUUAGAAUUAGUGUGAUUUCAUUCACUACAUUAUAAAUAUUAAUUUGUAGUAAUUGUAGAGUUAAGAUUAUUCAAAAUGAAAGUUCUUUGAUUUUAUCAUGUAAAUUUAAGAUGUGUUUUCAAAGUAUAUUUGCAUGCAGCUUCAAAAUCAGACUCUUAGAUAUCAAUUACAGGGGAUUCAGAACAAUCAAUACCUAGUUUUAAGCACACAGACUGGUUGGCUCUACCAUUUUCCUUCAUGUCUACUUAAAAGGUUGCUUCUCUGGCAUUCUUUGAGAAAGCAGGUAACAAUUAGUAAUCUAUGCAGAGCUGUUACAUAUAUCUUAGUAAAGUAUGCUUAAAUAAUGUCAUCAGUGAAUCUAGGGAAUAUUCAUUUCUUCCAAAUAUAUAUAUAUUCUCUUUCAGAGAGAGAGAGAGAGAGAGAGAGAGAGAGAGAGAGACUAAAUUAAAACAAUCCCCUCCCAACAGUGUUACAUUCUCUAAUCCUUUUUAUUUCUGCUAUUCUCUGUGAUAAUGUCCUUGACAUCAAGACCCAACUGGUCUACUUUGUAUUUGUUUUCUUUGCUUAUACUGGUUUGGGUUCUUUGAUAUAUUGCUGUCUUUCCUUUUUGUAAAAUAUGUUCAUUACUUGCCAUCCCUGUACAUCUACACCUUGUUCUAUUUUUCAUUGUGAAGAAAAUAUUAUAUCCAGUCAUAAAACCCAGGCUCUUCAUUUCUUUAUCACCACCACAACAGGCUUGGCUCUACUAACGCCUAACUUUGUAUUUCCUUGUCAUGCUUUCACUUCGUCUAACUGCCACAAAGAGGAAAAUAGUCCUGUGUUCAGAAUCUCCAGAAUUCUAUCCAUACUGGAUUCUUUGCUCCAUGACUAAACUGGUGCAUCCAGCGCACUGUGGCCUUGCAACCUAAGAACAUAAUGUAUCACUCUGGCUUUCCUCAUUCUGGUAUUCUAAUAUGCAAAUCUCUGUGAUCGCUGAGGUCUAUUCUCAGAAUAUAGCACCCUUCUAUGAUGUCUUCCUUUAGUUCUCUUUUUUUUCUUUCUUUUUAAAGUCACUCUUCCUUUCAUGUUGACAUUCAGCCAGGACUACAUUGUAAUGGCCAAAUAAUUGACCUCACUAUCUCAUUCUUGUGGGGGGAAAAAUGUUUAACAUUUCUCCAUUAUUUUUGUCUUACUUUACCUCAUUAGGUGUAAGCAUUCAGAAAAAAAAAAGAAAUAUUUGAAUAUUAUAUACUAAAAUUGAAAAUAUGUAUAUGGCAUAUUUUCUAUAUUGUUAAAUAUAAAAAAGGGUUAACAUGAAACAAAUUUAGAGUUAUUAGACAUUCUUGUUGUGGUCUUUGAACUUAAAGUUAAAAUGCAGUGUACCUUUGUUUAUGUACAGUCUUGAGGAAGAGUAUUUGCAUAACCAAAAUUAACAAAUCUCAUAACACUUAACUCUAUUGGUAAGGAAAGAAAUAUUUACCAGAGCAACAUUCAUUGCAUUCGUUACUCAUGAAAGCUGGAUUAUUUGAGGGCAACCAUGCAUUGCAACUAAAUUCCAUCUUUUCAUAUAAAAUUGAAUGUGUAGUCAUUGUGUUUGGCUCAAGGAUACAUUUGACAACCAAAGUCUAAGACAGAGAUAUAGAUCUGUUUUGUAUUUUGAUAUUUGAA